Mycosarcoma maydis (corn smut) is the source of this 2088-nucleotide messenger RNA. RefSeq lists its product as uncharacterized. The record is from RefSeq and is a predicted model, not a curated record. The transcript has a single exon. NCBI's taxonomy places the organism in Eukaryota, Fungi, Basidiomycota, Ustilaginomycetes, Ustilaginales. The coding region runs from base 1 to 2088 and encodes 695 amino acids. Gene Ontology annotation, molecular function: copper ion binding; oxidoreductase activity.
AUGGUGACCAGGACUUCCCAGCCACAUACUUCAAGGGAAAAGACAGCCAGUCAAUCGAGCAGCAAGUCGCUUGCAAGCGUCGAGGACGGGUCGCAGAGAUCGAACCUCAGAGCUGUCCAUGUGCCACCGACUCGGAGACGCUCGAUAGCGGUGAUAGCUGCGAUACUUGCGCUAGUUUGCGUCACUGCAUUGGCUUUGGGGCUUGGUCUUGGUCUAGGGCUCAAACACAAGCAUAAAUCGCAGUCUAAUGUAGACUCUUCGACUUCAAACCUGGUGCCAGGCGCCACAGCUUCCGACCUACCCUUUAUUUCCAGGGAGCAUCUCGCCGAUCCUUCACAGCUCACACUCGAUCCUACAUGGAACCGCUUCGCACCACCGCAGGACCGAGUCUACAACUGGACACUCACCCAGGUGCUUUCCAAUCCAGCAGGAGUUACAAAGCAAAUGCGAUUGGUAAACAACCUGUAUCCUGGCCCGAAGAUCGAGGCUAACAUCGGAGAUCGCAUCAUCGUUCAUGUCGAAAACAAAAUGCCCGUGCCAACGUCGAUUCACUGGCACGGCCAGUAUCAGCGAGGAUCUAACGAGAUGGACGGCUCAGCCGGUAUUACUGAGUGUGGCAUCGCGCCUGGAACUUCAUUCACCUACAAUUGGACAGUCCAGCAGUCUGGCACGUAUUGGUGGCACUCCCAUUACGCUCCGACCUACGCGGAUGGCAUUUUUGGACCUUUGAUCCUCCAUGGAGAGGAUGAAAAGUUCAGAAUAAUCAACCCAGACAAUGCGACCACCACGAUCCCAUCCAAUGGUACCACUGUUAGGGCCAACUACGACCAAGACCUCAUUUUUGUGGUCAAUGAUGCUUAUCAGGCGGAUUCUUUCAGCGUCGCUGCUUUUGCUAGGUCCAAGUCUGGGCCACCGGGCGGAGACCAGGGCGACGAGCCGGUCCCGGACUACGGAUUGAUCAAUGGCCUCGGCUUCUCAAACUGCGCGCUUGCUCCCAAUGGUACCAGCUGCAUUUCUGACGAUCUCACACGAAAGACAGCAUACAACUUCACUGUUCCAGCUCGCAAGCGUGUGCGAAUGCGAUUCAUCAACGCCGGCUCGCUUGCCAGCUUCCGAAUAUCAAUUGAUGGCCAUAGCAUGACGCUUAUCGAGGCGGAUAGCACCGAGGUCGAACCAAUUGUUGUGCAGUGCUUCAACAUCAUGGUAGCGCAGAGAUACUCGGUGAUAGUCGAGACUGAUCAACCCGUGGGCGCCUAUGCGGUACGUGCAGAGGUACUUGACGACAUGUUUGCUUAUGACAACCCUUUCCUAGUCAUGGAUCAGUAUGCCAUCAUGCGCUACGAGGGUGUCAGCGCUUCAACUCCACCGACCUCGAACGCUGGCAACUCUACGCUCGUCAACGUAACCGAGUCUUUGAGCACAUCGCAGCUGGUUCCCAUCACUCGGAUCGAUGCUCCUGCGUCUAACAUGACGACUAAGCUGGUGGUCAACUUUGGACUGGAUGCAUUCAGUCAAUGGCAUGCCUUUUUCAACCAGACCACCUUCACAUCGGAAAUGGCGCCUCAAGCAUCGUUGAUGAAAGCCUACACUUUUGAAGCGACCCGACACGCCUUGAAUACCAACUCGAGCGUGGGGGCGUACUACAAUGACCCAGACGAGAUGAUUGUCACCAACAGCGAGGUGGUCGUUAUGGAUGUUAUUGUCAACAACCUCGAUGAGGGCGAACAUCCGUUCCACCUUCAUGGGUUCACUCCUUUCUUGAUCGGAGCAGGCGCAGGCAACUUCCAGGGUCCUUCCAACUUUUCAGAUACAAGAAUCAAUCCAAUGCGUCGAGAUGUCUUUUCGGUGCCGCCGUUCAGCUGGAUCGCCUUCCGGUUUGUCGCGGACAAUCCCGGCAUCUGGCCAUUCCACUGCCAUCUCAUGCCUCACAUGGCCAUCGGUCUCUUGAUGCAGUUUCAGAUUCUGCCAGAUCAGAUCCCUUUGCUUGCGAUCACCGAUCCAUUUUAUUCACAGUGCUCGGCGGUCAACAACUGGGUCCAGCAAAAUCAGAAGCUGCUCACGUCUACAGGAGAUCCCAACGACAUGUGA